Kwoniella shivajii is the source of this 1236-nucleotide messenger RNA. RefSeq lists its product as uncharacterized. Gene Ontology annotation, cellular component: cytoplasm. Lineage: Eukaryota; Fungi; Basidiomycota; Tremellomycetes; Tremellales; Cryptococcaceae. The record is from RefSeq and is a predicted model, not a curated record. The transcript is spliced from 8 exons. The coding region runs from base 1 to 1236 and encodes 411 amino acids.
AUGGAAGACGAAGAACCACCUCAACUACUCGACGUGACUUCCUCAGAAGACGAAGCUGGUCCAUCAUCACCCAAAGAUUAUGAUAGGCCGAAAGUACCAAUCACCUUACUUACGGGCUAUCUGGGUGCUGGUAAAUCUACAUUGUUGAAUUAUAUCUUGAAAGAAGAACAUGGAUACAAGAUAGCUGUUUGUAUGAACGAUUUCGGCGAUACGACUGAUAUUGAAGCUAAAUCAUUAACCCUUUCCGACCCAAAUUCUCAAACUACCUCAACCGAGUUCCUGUCUCUUCCAAAUGGAUGUUUGUGCUGUUCAGUAAAAGAUAUGGGUAUAGCAGCUAUAGAAGAAAUGGUCAUCAAUGCUCCUGGAGGUAUUGAUUGGGUUAUUGUAGAGUUGACUGGCGUAGCUGAUCCAGGCCCUAUAGUUCGAUCAUUUUGGGCAAACGAGGAAAUGGGCGAUCUCAUUCUAGACGGUGUAGUGUGUGUAGUGGAUAGUCGUAACGUGCUCAAGCAACUAGCUGAGAAGAGAGAAGGAGAUGAAGUGAAUGAAUGUCAAAAACAAGUGGCAUGUGCAGAUGUCAUGUUAUUAAACAAACUAGAUUUAGUAUCCCAGCAUCAAUUAGAACAAGUUGAAUCGACUAUACGGACAAUCAAUCCUACUUUAAGAGUCCAUCAAACUGUUCAAUCCAAAAUGCCUUUGUCGGAUUUAUUCAAUCUACGCGCUUUCUCAGAUCCAACAGCUUUAAAUUCUCCUUCCCAGUCUUCUACUCCCAAUUCUCACGGUGAUAACCAUGACCAUGACCACGACCAUGAUCAUGAUCAUAGUCAUCCCAAAGGAGAGUGUGAAGAUUCAUCACAAUCACAUGAUCAUCAAUCAAGACAUUAUGAUGGUAUAACAACUUGUUCGAUACCACUACCAUUACUAAAUCAAAAACAAUAUUUCAGAUUGAACGAAUUUUUAGAAUCUAUUUUAUGGGAUCAGAGAUUUCCUACAACGAGAAAAGAUUCACCUGAAAUAUUAAGAACAAAAGGUUAUAUACCACUAGAAGAUGGAAGGGAAUACGUUUUACAAGGUGUAGCUGAUUUAUUUGAAUUAAAAGAAUUACCUGAAACCCUGCGAAAACAACAAGAAGAACAGGAACAGAAGGAAGCGAAUAAGCAAAGUGGUAAAGUCGUUUUCAUAGGUAAAGGUGUUAACGACGAUCUCAAGAACGCUUUAAUAGAGUUUGUGGGCAUAUAG